Messenger RNA from Penicillium bovifimosum, 414 nucleotides. RefSeq lists its product as uncharacterized. The coding region runs from base 1 to 414 and encodes 137 amino acids. NCBI's taxonomy places the organism in Eukaryota, Fungi, Ascomycota, Eurotiomycetes, Eurotiales, Aspergillaceae. The record is from RefSeq and is a predicted model, not a curated record. The transcript has a single exon.
AUGCAUCAAGACAUUGCACCACGGAAUUUGCUUAUCGACCCUGACACAUACAAGAUUAUUCUCUUCGAUUUUGAUUGGGCCGCCAAUGGGAAGGAAGGUCUAAUGGAUGGUCGAGACGAUGUGUCCGGUGUUAUCUUCACACUAUACAAGAUCAUCACGAACGAUACAAACCCUACAAGCAUUCCUCACUGGGAGCGAAAUACUGACAUGGUACAGAAUAUUGAAUGGACUUGUUGCCGCGAACUAGACUCUGACGUCUCAAAGUUCCGCGAGUUUCUGCAUGAAUGGGUAGCAGCGAGGACCGAUACAGCGGCAGGACAAUGUUCCAACGCGCCCAAGCGGCUUACAUGGCCGGAUCUCCCAACCCCUGUGCCCUUUGAGAUGGGUUUGACACAGGAAGGAGAAAAUGUCUAG